Molecule: messenger RNA, 2313 nt
Organism: Pseudozyma flocculosa PF-1
Lineage: Eukaryota; Fungi; Basidiomycota; Ustilaginomycetes; Ustilaginales; Ustilaginaceae
Exons: 4
Coding region: 1-2313 (770 amino acids)
Biological process (GO): GPI anchor biosynthetic process
Cellular component (GO): endoplasmic reticulum membrane
Molecular function (GO): alpha-1,2-mannosyltransferase activity
Source: RefSeq, a predicted model, not a curated record
AUGUCCCCCGCAGCUUCGUCAUCCGGUCUGCGGCAGCGCGCCACGGUCCUGGCUUCCAACAACCGCGCCGACGAUGCGGUCGCUUCUCACCCCGACGGAUCCAUGGCCGAGGCUACAACAUCCUCUCGAGCCGCACGCCUCUUCGCCUUCCUGCUCCUGUUCCGUCUGGCAAACGCCUUCCUGACCCAGACCUACUUCCAGCCUGACGAGCACUGGCAGGCCCUCGAGGUGGCCCACCGCCUCGUCUUCGGGUACGGCUACGUCACCUGGGAGUGGGUCCCAACCGCGGUUCCCUCUGCGCUGGCCGAUCAUCCCCUCGUAGCGACGUGGCAUAACCUCUUCAACGGCCCCAUCCGCAGCGUGCUCCAUCCGCUCAUCUUUGUACCCACCUACUGGCUGCUCAAGGUCUGCCGCCUGGAUGGCACGAGGCUGCUCGUCAUCGCACCCAGGCUGCAGCAGGCCGUCUUUUCCGCAAUAGGCGACUUCUACCUGUACAGGCUGGCCGAAAGGGUGGCGAGCAGGAAAGUGGCACUCUGCACGCUCUUCGUCAGCCUCACCAACGUCUACACCUUCUUCACCGCCACCCGGACCUUCUCCAACACGCUCGAGGCCACCAUCACCGUUGUGGCGCUGUACUACUGGCCCUUCGUUCCCGUUUCAGCGUGGCGUCCCCUCUCGCCCUCGUCACUCUCACUCUCGUCGACGGCGGCGUCUUCGGCAUCGACGUCGGCGUACAUCGACGAGAUACGUCCCUCGGACGCUAGCCUGGACCGCACCGUAGCCAGACGCAACAUGUACCGUCAGAGUCUGUCCCGAUCCCUCUGGCUCGCGGCCUUGGCCUGCCUACUCCGGCCCACCAACGGCAUCGUCUGGGCCUUUCUCGUUGGGCAACUGCUAUGGAGGACCGUUCGGGAGCUUCGCGCAGAUGGCGCUGACGAUAGACGGACAGUCUCCAUCAGCAACAGCAUCGAGGUCGCCGUCGAGGUCGGCGGUUUGGUCGUCGUGGCUCUCAAGGUCGCCAUCAGCGCUCUUCUGUCUGCGCUCGUCCUCGACACGCUCUACUUCUCGGACGAUGCAGCGGUGGCGACAGCUGCGUCCAGCUGGCCACGCCUCUUCGGGCGUCCUCUACCGCUCCUGACCUUGACGCCGCUGUCCUUCUUCCACCGCAACGUCGUGGCGUCGCUAUCUCUCUUCUACGGCGCAAACCCAUGGCACUGGUACGUCACCCAAGGCCUGCCCGUCCUCUGCACUCUGUGGAUUCCAUGGUGCGCUAAGGGAUGGUACAAUGCGUUCAAGGGCGCCGCUGUCACUGGCAAAAACGGACCCGUGCGCGAUCGGCGGCCCCUCAAUGACCUGGCGGCCGUGUCGCUGUGGACCACUGCGGUGCUCUCGUUGCUUGGACACAAGGAGUUCCGCUUUCUUCAACCCGUCCUGCCAUUGCUCUGCAUCUUUGGCGGCGCGGAACUGGUCACGUCGCUCCCUUAUGCGACAUCAGUGCCUUCUAAGGAUCGACGCGGCGCCCGCGGCGACGGAGACGAAGACGACGCCGACGAGGUUCGGGCACUGGCACGAGUCUGUCGCAACUUGCCGAGAUGGCACAAGGCGAUGAUAGUGUGCCUUCAAGUCCCGCUCGCCAUCUUCCUAACGACGUUCCACUGCCGCGGUCAGGAGUCAAUCACCUACGACCUGGGCAAGGCCGCCAGGAGGCAACGGGAUCAAGGCGCCAUCGACGACCGUCUGGGCAGGAUUGAGUCGAUCGGCUUCCUGAUGCCGUGCCACAGCACGCCCUGGCAGAGCAGCCUGCACUGGCAGCCGUCGACGUCGGCCACGGAUCGAGAUGAGGGCGAGAGGCUCUGGUUCAUCUCUUGCCCGCCACCCGCCUCAGACCAGGAUGCCUCGACCUACAAGGACCAAUCCGACUUCUUCUACGCCGACCCGCACUACUACCUGAGCCACCGCUUCCCGAGCUCGGUCGACAUCGCCUUUCCUUCCAGUCCUGCUGACCCGCAACCUUCCGCCGCAAGAUCGUCUCCGUUGGGGCGACACAAAGACGAUCUGGGCUGGCGUCACGUCUGGCCGUCGCACCUGGUCGUCUUCGACAACCUCCUCCAGCUUCGACCUGCCGCCUUGCCAUCGUCCGCCGACCCGGAGGACAGACGCAACGGUGGGCAGAGCAUGCAGACGGUGGGAGGUCUGCUGGCGCAGAGGGGAUACGUGGAGAGGACGCGGACUUGGAACUCGUUCAAGCACGAGGAUCCGAGGAGGGACGGCGACAUCGUCGUCCUUGUUCACCGCAGCGUGCUGCUCAGUUGA